AUGAAGUUUAACACAGCUGUGAGUGUUGUUGGAACCAUACUUCUCAACAUAGCAGGUUCUCUCUGCCAGUUAGAUGUAUGUGGUCAAACCACCCCCAACAACAAGAUUGUUGGAGGACAGAAUGCAAUGGCAGGGUCCUGGCCGUGGCAAGUCAGCAUUCAAGAUAAAGAUAUAAUGCAUGUUUGUGGUGGGAGUCUAAUUAAUAAAGACUGGGUUUUGUCUGCUGCACACUGCUUCGAGAGAUCCAUGAGUAUUAGCAGUAACAUUAGGAUCUCCCUAGGAUGUCGGAGCCAAUUUGGCUCAAACCUUCAUGAGAUAACUAGGACAGUGAGUGUAGUCAUUAAACAUCCUAACUAUGACGAGUCUACCCGUGACAAUGACAUAGUGCUGCUCAAGCUCUCCUCUUCUGUUAACUUCUCUGAAUAUAUUAAUCCAGUCUGUCUGGCUGCUGCUGGUAGUACAUUUGCAGCAGGUACAGAGAGCUGGGUCACUGGAUGGGGCCUGUUACAAAAUGGAAACAAGGAGAUUUCUGACAUACUGCAGGAGGUGAUGAUACCAAUUGUGAGCAACAGUGACUGUGAUGAUGCUUAUGAAGGUAUCAUCACAAGCAAUAUGAUUUGUGCUGGAUUGUUAAAUCAGGGAAGGAAAGAUGCAUGUGAGUACGACUCCGGAGGUCCAAUGGUCAGUAGGAACAGCGGUCCAAUGGGCAGUAAGAACAACUCCCGGUGGGUUCAGUCUGGCAUUGUGAGUUUCGGUAUAGAAAAUUGUGCUGACCCCAAAACACCUGGUGUGUACACCAGAGUGUCUCGGUACCAGGACUGGAUCAACUCUAACAUUGACAGCAACCAGCCUGGAUUUGUCGAAUUCAGUUCCAAUGGAUUCAGAAGCUCACCUAACCUGCUUUUAUUAUCCAUUAUUCCUUUCUUAUGCUCUCUAUAUCUCUUUUCAUAG
Messenger RNA from Megalobrama amblycephala (Wuchang bream), 951 nucleotides. RefSeq names its product chymotrypsinogen A-like. Gene Ontology annotation, molecular function: serine-type endopeptidase activity. Gene Ontology annotation, biological process: proteolysis. Bases 1 to 951 code for a protein of 316 amino acids. The record is from RefSeq and is a predicted model, not a curated record. Lineage: Eukaryota; Metazoa; Chordata; Actinopteri; Cypriniformes; Xenocyprididae. The transcript has 6 exons.